UUCUUAACGGCUCCUUCUUCUACCUAAAGCACGAGUUUUCUCUCUCUUUUAUAUCGAUUCCAUUUCAGAAUCCUUACAAAGUUUGGCCAUACACGCACACACACAGUUGAAUUCAUUUCGUCAAAUAAAACAAUUAUGUCGUUAGCUUCAGAUCCUUCAAAAGACUCUAGAUCCACUUAUUGUCGUAAACAGAAGUCUCUCGGUCUCCUAUGUUCCAAUUUUUUGAGCUUAUACAAUCGGGAAGGUAUUGAAAUUUUGUUAAUUGUAAGGUUCUAUUUUCUUAAAUCUUAUAGUUCUAGUUUUUUGUUAAUUCAGGUUCUUGCAAGGAAGGCUAAGAAUAGGUAUUCAUGGAAAGGGUUCGGAGCAAUUCCUUGGACAUUGCAACAAUUGAAGGAAGAGGGUCUAAAAGAGAAUGUCAGUGGAUUUGAUGGAUCUAGCUCUGCCAAGGGUUCAGAUGAUGAUGAUGAUGAUUCAGAUUCCAAACCAAUUGUUUCGAGUCACACAGAGACACUAAACCCCAGUUCCAACUUUGCAGCAGCGUCCAAAUCUGACAAUAGAAGAGAAAAAUCAUUGGGACUACUUACACAGAAUUUUGUCAAGCUCUUCCUCUGCACCGAUGUUGAUAUGAUUUGUCUUGAUGAGGCAGCAAAAAUACUGUUAGGAGAUGGGAGACCUCCUGCGAUGACAAGAACCAAGGUUAGGAGGCUAUACGAUAUUGCAAAUGUAUUGUCUUCUAUGAAGUUUAUUGAGAAGACCCAUCACCCAGAGACAAGGAAACCUGCUUUUAGAUGGUUGGGGAUGAGAGAAAGAUCAGAUGACAAAUCAGUUGAUACUCUUGGUGCUACUGAGUCCAAGAAGAGGGUAUUUGGGACUGAGCUUACAAAUACAACUAUCAAGAGGAGCAGAGUAGCACUACCUAUGGAUGGUAUUUCAGAUGAAGCAACUAGGAAACAAUUGCUAACUGAAGUCAAAUGUGAAAACCUGGAAAAUGAGAUUCACUGUCCUAAACAGGAACCUGGUUUAACAGCAAGCAAAAAGAGUUACCACUUUGGUCCUUUUGCUCCUCCAAGCCUGGCCCAGGCUGAAGCGUCUGAUGCUGACAGGAUGAAACGGGUUCAUGACUGGGAAAGUCUAGCCUCCACUUACCGUCCUCAGUAUCACAACCAAGCACUGAAAGAUCUUUUUGCUCAUUACGUGGAAGCAUGGAAAUCAUGGUACUUGGAAGUUGCUGGGAAGAACCCAAUUCAGCUGAUUUCUUGAUGUGCUCUUUCUAGAUAAGAAUAGAAUUUCGAAGAUAAAACUGCCUUCACAUACGAGAGAUGGUCUGACGUUGAAUGCACAUUCUCGUUGCAUCAACUUUCAAUGAAAAAAUAGUUGCAUUAUUCAGUACUCUGUUGGCUUAUUGGCAGAUUAUUGAGUUCAAAUGUAGACCAACACUAAUUGAAUGUACAUUUUUUGGUACUUGUUCAGUUAAUAUGAUUCUUUGAAAGUCUUGAAAGGAGGGUUCAAAUGCUUUUUGCUCAGUGUAUGUACUGUGAUGCUGCCAACAUAACUCCUUCUGCCCCCAAGUAUCUCAAACCAACCGACUUGUAUGCUUGAUGAGCUCCAGCAACUUAUCUUUUGGGAGGAUAUACCUGUACUUAGACCUUUGAAUCUAUAAGCUAUUCGUGUGCUUC
Messenger RNA from Nicotiana tabacum (common tobacco), 1676 nucleotides. NCBI's taxonomy places the organism in Eukaryota, Viridiplantae, Streptophyta, Magnoliopsida, Solanales, Solanaceae. The record is from RefSeq and is a predicted model, not a curated record.